UGACAGUGGUGGUGGGGCUCCCAAGCUUUGUCCCAAGUUCGAGAAACGCAGGCUUUCUGUCUGGGUACAUUGUACGAGAACCGGGCAACUAAAUUGUUUCGUAACCAGACGGUAUGCACGCUACCGGCUGUUUUUUCUUUAACUAAAACCGUCUUUUCGCGUGAGCUAAAAUAGAAGACUAUUUCAUCUGAAUUAACUCGAACGAAAUAUUUUCAAUUGCCAUGCACUAAAACGCGGAUAAAAAAAAUCAAUGCGAAGCGUUGUUCAACACUAUUCCGCUCAUUUGCGUUCUUCGAAAAGGCCCGCAAAAGGAACGCAAAAGCUCGUAAUGAAACGAAUCAGUGAAAUUAUCUUUUAACAACACAAUGUUUUUUAACUUCGACAAAAGUGACUUCUUUUGAAAUUGAAAUGCAAUCAAUUUCAUUCUCUCGAACAGAAAUAAGAAAUUAAACAUUGAAUUUCUUUUCUCUUGCCUCAAAAACAAAACAAAACAAAACAACAAUGUAUCUGCAAAGCAUUGCUAAUGCUUUAAGUAUUAUCACCAUAGCUUCGUGCUUUAUACUUAAAGUGCCACAAAUUAUAAAUUUAAUUAAAUUGAAAACAGCAGUUGGGAUAUCAAUGUUGAGCUUACUUUUAGAGUUGACAAGUUACACUGUGAUGACUAGCUACAAUUACACAAAUGGAUACUCAAUUCUUUCCUACAUGGAAUACCCUGUGAUACUUGCUCAAGAAUUCGUCCUGAUAUAUUUUGUUCUGAAAUAUUUGAAUCAAUUGAAUACACGCUCACUAACAGCUGCUAUUUUUUAUUUCAUCUUGAGCGCUUGCCUAGUCUUUCAAGUAAUACCAAAAAUGAUACUCACGUUCAUGGCAUCUAUCUGUACACCAAUAUCGGCAUCAAGUAAAGUAAUCCAAUUGCUGGCAAUUUUGAGGGCCAAAAAUGCUGAUUCCGUGUCUCCAUUGACCUGGCUCAUCUCUGCUUUUACAAAUCUGACAAGAGUGUUUACGAUAUGGAUGGAUUCAGCGGAUCUUCUUCUUCUAGGCAAUUUCAUUAUUUCAGUUACACUGAGCUCGAGUAUUAUGUUCACAGCUCUUUACUACAAGUCACGAGCCAAACGCGAAUGAAAAUUCACUUUAAGUAACUCAAAUAUAAGACGACGUGUGGGUGGUAAAGGAAAUGUUAUUUUUACGUAUGAGGGGUACGCACGUCGUGUAGCUUACGUUUAUUUAUAGACGACAAAAGUGACAGAAACCUGUCUUCAUACUCAUGUAAAUAAAAGAUAUAUUCUAACGUAUAAUUAUUUUUAAGUAUAGAAAAAUAAUUCUGAAAGAUCAAUGCUCUGAAAAUACAAAGACGAUUUAUCAUUAUGAAUAAGCCAGAGUAAAAUUAAGGGAGUUGUUUUCUCGACCACACUACAAAAUUUAUGAAAGAAAUCCAUGUAAAAAAUUUUUGUAUGGUUCCGACCUUGAUAUCGUGACUGAAUUUCACUGCUCUAAUCAAUUUAGAAAUCCAAUCUUUCAAACAAAAAAUUUCGUGGAUAGAAGAUGCAAGAGUUGCCAUCAAUAAUAAUUGACAGUCUGGAAUAAACGUAUUUUGAGAUUAUCAAAGUUAUUGAAAUGAUAAGUAGGUUAUUAUUCCCAUUGAGAUUUAAAAUAUUUUUUGAGCCAUUCUUCAAUCUUGAGUAUGAACGAACGUCUUGCUUUGCCUGAUUGGAAACGUUCUCUCUAAUACUUGGCACCAAGACACUACCACGUCUCUCGAUCGUUCGCUAAUUUUGUAGUGUUAUGAUCAUUAUUAAUGGAAACGACAUAUAGACAGUUUAGAAUUCAAAACGUUCUCCAAUUGUUAGAUAUAUUGACGUAUUCGUUGAUAUAAUAUUUUUUUAAGUUUAGGUCAAAGAAAAUGUCAGCAAUAAAAAGAAUUGUGAGUUUAUA
Molecule: messenger RNA, 1932 nt
Organism: Venturia canescens
Lineage: Eukaryota; Metazoa; Arthropoda; Insecta; Hymenoptera; Ichneumonidae
Product: solute carrier family 66 member 3
Exons: 4
Coding region: 502-1122 (206 amino acids)
Source: RefSeq, a predicted model, not a curated record